UUUGUCCCAAGGAGUACAGAUAAAUAGUCCUGUCAAAGGGCGCAGCUCGCGGCUGCACUUCUGGAUCCGGAGUCAAGUUCAGAGCCCCAGGCUGGAGGGUCAGCGGCCAAUCGCGCCGGCUUCAGGCGCCCAGCUCAUUGGGGAGCCGCAGUGCCACCGGCCCGGGUCUCCGGUACUCCUCUGAGUUCUCCCACGCCCCAUCCUCUUCCCGGGAGCGGAAGCCGGAGACGUCGAGACUGGCCGGGGCGGAGGAAGGCGGGCGCGCGUGGGCGCCGGGGACUAGGCGAUGUCCACCGGCUCGGUGAGUGACCCCGAAGACAUGGAGGUGCGAGGGUUGCAGCGAGUCUACCCGGUCCCGAUCUCCAAGAAACCGCCUCUGCACAGCGCCGAGCGCGGCUACGCCUCGCCCAGCGACAAUUCUUCCGCGGAGGAGGAGGACCCCGACGGCGAAGAGGAGCCACGCUCUUUGGGAGCCGCGGGCGUCCCGGGGGGCUGCAAGAGGAAGCGGCCCCGGGUGGCCGGCGCCGGCGGCGGCGCAGGUGACGGUGCAGGUGGCGGUGCUAGCGGCGGUGGUAAAAAGCCGCUCCCGCCCAAGGGCUCGGCCGCGGAGUGCAAGCAGUCGCAGAGGAACGCCGCCAACGCCCGCGAGCGCGCCCGGAUGCGCGUGCUGAGCAAAGCCUUCUCCAGACUCAAGACCAGCCUGCCCUGGGUGCCGCCCGACACCAAGCUUUCGAAACUGGACACGCUGCGCCUGGCUUCCAGCUACAUCGCGCACCUGCGCCAGCUGCUGCAGGAGGACCGCUACGAGAACGGCUACGUGCACCCGGUGAACCUGACGUGGCCAUUCGUGGUAUCUGGACGACCGGACUCUGACACCAAAGAUGUUUCUGCAGCCAACAGACUCUGUGGAACUUCCGCUUAGAUGGACAGCAACUCCGCUGAUGGAUUAUGUUAAAUGCGAAGGACUGGAUCGGGGAGGUCCCAUUGGAUUCCGGACGUCUCCUUUCCCUGGACCUGCGAACCGGACGGGCGACUGCCCUCGUGGAGCACAGGUGGCCAUGGCUGCUGUGGAUCAGCGCAACUGUAGCCAAAGAGAACCUGGUUUCCGUGGGAAGAACUCGCGAACUAAAUCCAACCUGGGACAUUAGCUCUAAGCACAAACCCACGCCAGCCAUCUGAGUCCACUGCAGAAACAGGAGGAGUUGGUUUUUAAGCUAGUGUCGAUUUUCCCUGUGGUUGAUGGCUAGGUCCUGAGCAGCCAGGUCCUUCUCUGGGUGGUUGAGCGCUCUUUCCCAGCGCUAGAAAGGCAAGGCCUUGGUGUUAGAGCCCAGCAGGGGCCUCUUUCUAAGUUUCUGAGGACAGUGGUGUACUCCCAUCAAGCAGCUAUCCUUUAGUAGCGGUAUGGGACGAGAUGGAGAUAUAUACUACCAGAAACUGGUUUUGCCCUCAAUCCCUCAGGGUUGGGAUCCACUUCCCGAGCUCCCUCAACUGUCUGAUCAGUGUUGGGACAGCCUGGCCUCCUAGUGGUCUCCACUCAGUGAGCCCAGCUGGAUUAUUUGAGUCUCCGGUCUCCUUCCCACCCACACUGUCCCCUGAAGUCUUAUCUGACUGCCCAUUUUGGGACAUGCACUUCAAGACCCCUUUAAUCAGGUCAUCCCUGCCACAGCACAGCCUCCUGCGGGGCUCAUGUUCUUCCAGGCACCCACUAUUCUUCCUGGUCCAAGGACUGAGCAUGGUGGGGGGCUGGGGCUGGUCUCUACCCACUGACCUGCUGGUUUCUACCCAGUGCACGGUGCUUAGUGAUCCUGGCGAGACUGU
Peromyscus californicus insignis is the source of this 1818-nucleotide messenger RNA. RefSeq names its product musculin (gene Msc). Gene Ontology annotation, molecular function: RNA polymerase II transcription regulatory region sequence-specific DNA binding; protein dimerization activity; DNA-binding transcription factor activity, RNA polymerase II-specific. NCBI's taxonomy places the organism in Eukaryota, Metazoa, Chordata, Mammalia, Rodentia, Cricetidae. The record is from RefSeq and is a predicted model, not a curated record. The coding region runs from base 287 to 922 and encodes 211 amino acids. The transcript is spliced from 2 exons. Gene Ontology annotation, biological process: regulation of transcription by RNA polymerase II; skeletal muscle tissue development.